This is a messenger RNA of Lodderomyces margitis, 1149 nucleotides long. It is a transcript of the gene ARC40, whose product is annotated as Arc40p. The transcript has a single exon. Gene Ontology annotation, biological process: Arp2/3 complex-mediated actin nucleation. Gene Ontology annotation, cellular component: actin cytoskeleton; Arp2/3 protein complex. Bases 1 to 1149 code for a protein of 382 amino acids. Lineage: Eukaryota; Fungi; Ascomycota; Pichiomycetes; Serinales; Debaryomycetaceae. The record is from RefSeq and is a predicted model, not a curated record. Gene Ontology annotation, molecular function: actin filament binding.
AUGUCAAAAGUCCCAGCUAUUUACCAAUUAGGCCAUUUGCCUAUCAAGGACCACGUCUUUUCACCCGAUCGUACUAUUUUGGCAAUCACUAAAGAAAACUUGGUCGAAAUUUACAAGAUUGACCCCAACAACUUAUCAGUCAAACCAAAGUUAGUUGCUCAAUUGCGUGACCAUGAUAAAACUGUCACCUCAGUUGACAUUUCACCUGAUGGAUCUAGGAUUUUGACCUGUUCGCAAGACAGAAACGCAUCAGUGUGGGAAUACGAGAAUGGCGAAUUCAAGCCAACAUUGGUAUUGUUGCGUAUCAAUAGAGCCGCUACUGUUUGUAGAUGGUCCCCUGAUGGACAAAAAUUCGCUGUUGGGUCUGGUGAUAGGGUGAUUGCAGUUUGCUAUUACGAGCAAGAGAAUGAUUGGUGGGUAUCGAAGCACUUGAAAAAACCAAUUAAAUCCACCAUCACCACUAUUGAUUGGCAUCCCAAUGGAGUGUUGUUGGCCAGUGGAUCGACCGAUGGUCAUAUCAGAGUAUUUAGUGGAUACAUCAAAGGCAUCGACGCUAAGCCUGAACCUAGUGUGUGGGGAACCAAAUUACCCUUCCAAACGUUGUGUGGCGACUUUACCAAUGAAACAAAUGCCUGGGUGCAUGGGGUUAAGUUUAGCCCUGAUGGAAAUGCAUUGGCUUGGGUCUCUCAUGACUCUUCAAUUGGUGUUGUUUACCCACAAGGCGAAGGACUUGAGCCAAAAUCUAUUUUGAAUAUCAAGACAAACUAUUUGCCAUUCAAGUCCAUUGUAUGGAUUUCGGAUAGCUCAGUCGUCGCUGGUGGGUUCAACUGCAACUUGGUUGUAUUCAAAGGCAAUGAACAAAAUUGGCAAGAAGCUUAUCAAAUUGAAGAGCAAAAAGAUUUGACUAAGGAACCACCAAAGGUCAAUGCUGACGAUGAUGAUGAAGAAAUUUCUUCACACCAAGCUUUGAAUAUGUUUAAGCAAAUGGACUUGAAAGGAAGAUCUAGUAAGCCAAGUGCCGGACAUGGCAAAGCUGCCAAAGCGUUAACCACGGUUCACCAAAAUACCAUUGUCAGUAUUAAAAACUUUGCCGAUGGAAAAGUAUCAACGUCAGGUAUUGACGGUAAAGUAGUCAUCUUUAAUGUAUAG